CCUGAUAAGAAAAAAGUAUAUAAAGUCGUGGAUUCUGGUGUCAUUAUCACAUUCCAAGUCCAGCCGACAUUCAAGUCUUCCAUCCGACGUUCGGCAGGUAAACAAGGACAAUGAACGGUCUAACCCUAGCAGUUAUUGUCACGGUUUGUGUCGGCGUGACCUUUGCCACCAGUUACGGCCCCACCUACCCUACACAGGAUGACGACUGGGACCUGUACCCCCAGGGGUCAGUAGGGAGCAGUGGGUUGGUCCCAGGGUUCAGGGGAUCAUCCAGGAAUAGCUUCGUCGGAAAUGUUUACUCUAGAUACGUAAGGAAUGGUUACCACGGAGUGGGACAAAUCGGGAACUCCUUCGUCAGAUCAGGAUUGUCCGGAGUGUUGGGACACCAGGCCUCCGUAUUGUAUCCAACACAACAUCAACAAGUACAUGUUAAAUACCAAACAACAGGAAGACGUUACAAGAGGUCAACAGGUACUUACAGAUCUAACAGAUACGACAGUAGUGUCCGUUACCCAGGACUGUACCCACGUUAUCACCAAUUCCCACGGAGAUAUCCCGAAUACCCUACAUACCCCACUGUUAGACAAUAUUGAAAGCUGUGAUUAUACACAUAUCUGGAUGGCGGAAUAUGAAAUAGCACGAAGAGUUAUGUAAUUCAGUGAUCGAAAGAAGCUGAAAUACAACAAAGUGUGUGCAUCAGUUAACACCAUCCAGAACCCCUAAACAAAUCCAAAGCUUACCUCACCUGUUUACUGUUACAUAUGUUGUGUGAUACCUUACUUGUGAGAUUUGUGAUCUCAUUGUUGUUGUGGAAUUUGUACAAAUAAUUUUGAAAAAUAAAAUAUUUUUGUAUAAAAU
Molecule: messenger RNA, 858 nt
Organism: Mizuhopecten yessoensis (Yesso scallop)
Lineage: Eukaryota; Metazoa; Mollusca; Bivalvia; Pectinida; Pectinidae
Exons: 5
Coding region: 111-593 (160 amino acids)
Source: RefSeq, a predicted model, not a curated record